AUGAAAUUCCUGCUAACGUUAGCAGUUUCUCUCUCCUGUAUUUAUCAUCAGGUCUCAUCUUCUGAAUGUGGAGAGUCUACAAUACCUUUCAGCUUAGAGGUAAACACGUUACAAAAAAAUUGCGUUUACCGAGAACAUUUCUUUAACUGAACUUUCAGGUACUACCAUCAGGCCAACCAAUUCUCGGAUGUGCCCGGCCUACAUGUUUUGGCUACCAACCAAACGGUCACCAACUACUCACAACAGCCAAAUUUUUCCGGAUCAACCAGCAAUCUGACGGAUUUCUCCGAGACGAUCCGUUAGCCAUUCACACGUUUGACGCGUCUGAUCCGAGAGUCUACGGCCAGCAACAUGCGGUUAGUGAUUGGGGGAAAGUGAUAACGAAAAUGAAACAUGGGAUCACGAUGAUCGAGACAGAAAAGGCAACUAAAACCGGUUCUCGAUGACCUAUAAGUCGAGAUGAAGCGCACAGAAAAAACGGGAUAAGCCAGGCAAGGACAAUGGAAAGGAUAGGAGGUGUAGCGCGGAAAAAAAAAGAGAAAGUUCCAAAGAUAACAUGGUGUGUGUACUUCAGACAUGCGAGAAAGAGUUCCAAUCACUGUCUUGUGAAUCUGAGGAUCAAUGGGUUGGAGGAAUCGCCCCAGUCAUGAAUGCAACGACUACUACCAUGUGAGUCAAGAAUACUAGGAGAGCACUGGUAUUAUUAGUGACAAUACUUGUAACUUUUUGAAGUUCAGUUGUAUAUAACUCUCAAUUUUUCACAAUUUUCAGUGUUGCCUAUCAAUGCUGCACCUACGCUCCUCUCCGUGCUUCGAUCGACCGCGGUAUCGCCACUGUUGCGGGAGGACAAAUUGUUAUCGGAGGAGAAGUGAAGGAUAAUGAGAAACAAUACGCUUUCGACUAUAUUAGUAACAUUGAGAAGAAACUUGACGAAGAAGGAGAAGUUUAUUAUGAAGUUAACAUUAGAAGAUUCUCCUGCUUAGAUCUUCAGACUGCUGAUAGAAGUAUUGGUGAGUGGAAAAAUUGCUGAGAACUCUGACUGGUUUCGUGUUUCCAGCUGAAGUGCUAAACGCGGAGAACAUCAUUCGACAUGUUAAUGGAGCGAAGGCUGUCGCUCAUCAAGCUCCAAAUGUCCAAGUUGAAGCGCCAAUCGAAACUGGAGAACUUGUGGUGCCUAAUGGAGUUGUUGACGGACAAGAAGUAAUUAUCGAAGAGAUUGUCGCUCAACCAGGAUUUAUUCAACCGGAAAGCACUGUGGAACCUCCGCCAGUGCCAGAGCAAGGUCAAAUCCAGCCACCAAAUGGUCAGGUCCAACCUCAAGGAUUCCAACAGGGAUUCCAACAGCCUUUUCAACAGCCUUUCCAACAGCCUUUCCAACAGCCUUUCCAACAGCCUUUCCAACAGCCACAAGGAUUCCAAGGAUUCCAGCCAGUCCAACAACCAGUGGUGAGGUGUAAUUGUAAUUUAUAAUUUACAAUUAAGUUAUGAUCUUCAUUUCAAAUUUUAAUAAUCAUGAUAAUACUAAUAAUAAUGAGCUAAUCAUUUCAAUGAUAACAUUAAUAUAAUAUCAGUUGUACCUUGAUUCUCUAUGUUCUUUGAAUGAUUUGAUUUUAAUUCAAAUAAAUUCUUGAUCAAAAUCAAACAAGUUUUUUCUGAGUUUAUGUUAUAAGUUUUAAGCUACAAAAAGACAUGGUUUAUUAUCAGUUAGACAAAAGUUAUUUCAGCAAUUCCCAGCAUCUGCACAAGCCAACUAUGGAUAUAUGCCACUUGGAUUUGUGUCACCGACAGCUUUACGUAACCUUGUUAUCAAACAUUUAAUAAUUAAAUGUUUUUGUUUUCAGAAAUGUACUAUUGCUUCCCUGGCGACGCUAUUGUUAGUCUCAGAGACGGAAAGAGUAAAAGAAUGGAUGAGGUAGAAGUUGGCGACUGGAUUCAUGCGUUGCAGGCAGAUGGAUUCAAUACUAAAAUUGUACCUGUUUUGUUUUGGCUGCAUAAAGAUCCUGAACAAGAGGCGCGGUUUUUGGAGUAAGUGUUUUUUCUCCAUUUUUAUUAUUGAUGAGUGCACAGUUCUGUUGAUGUUUUAAUUUGUGUCAUUUUGAGUGGAAUAACCCGUUUUAUUCAAAUGAUGCUUUUCAAAAAACAUGCACUGCACCGUGACAAAAAACAUUUCAGAAUCUUCGUGGAUUCCGGAGACAAAAUCACAUUAACCGAGAAACACUUGAUCUAUGUCAUCAACUGCCCACCAUUCAAACCAACCACCGAAAACACGAUUGCGAACCCGGUUGCUGCAGAAAACGUGCAAAUUGGAGACUGUCUGUACAUUGCCCAAGAAAAAGUAUGACAUUGGGUGGUUUUUGUGAUUUUUUCAAUUGAAACAUGUUCAGGAGGGUAGAAAAUACUCCCGCGUAAAAGUUCUAAGCAUUAGUAGUGUGAUCAAGAAAGGAAUCUAUGCUCCAAUGACCACUACUGGCGAUCUUAUUGUGAAUGGAUUCCAUGCGUCAUGCCGUUCUGAAAAUAACAAUUAUACACUCCACAACACAUUCUUCAUGGUACUUUGACAGAUAAUAACAGCGCUACAAUAUUACAUUUCAGCAUGUGUUAUACUGGAAACAUUUGAUUGCCAGUUACAUCCGGGGAGCGAUGAAUGAGGUAAUUUUGUAAAAUGGAGUAAGCCAGAGACAAUACUUUUUCUCUUUCAGAACGACAGCGGAAUUGGUUUUGGCGCAAAUGCCUUGAGCAACAUUUUGGAUGUAAUCGUUCCAUCAAAUUUGUUGUCUUCUCUUUAA
Molecule: messenger RNA, 2786 nt
Organism: Caenorhabditis sp. 36 PRJEB53466
Lineage: Eukaryota; Metazoa; Nematoda; Chromadorea; Rhabditida; Rhabditidae
Source: the annotation of a GenBank genome assembly